GACCUCUGCUGUAUUUUACAUCACACAGCUCCACAUCACCAUCAUCAUCCUCAUCCUCCUCCUCUCCAGUGAAAUCUAAUCCCAUUACUUGGUCUCAUGUCUGCAAAAUGGCGGAUAAUUUUAUGUUAAUCUCAAACGGUCCCACACUUUGGCUCAGAGUGAGACAUCCCCGCUGUUUGUUUCUGUCUUGUUUAAUGUAACAUGAACUAAUGUGGUUUAAUUUGCUCGUGUUUUUCAGAUUCGUGUGGAUGGGAUCCCCCCGCCGGCCCAGAAUGCUUUACUGUACGAAACGGUGACGGUGGUGGAGGGAAAGCCAAUCCUCAGAGACAUGGUGUUCAGUCCGGACCACAUGUACAUCUACCUGCUGAGUGACAAACAGGUGACCCGGCUUCCUGUGGAGAGCUGUGAACAGUACAGCAGCUGUUCAGACUGUCUGGGGUCCGGAGACCCUCACUGUGGAUGGUGUGUCCUCUUCAACAAAUGUUCCAGACGGGAAGCAUGUGACAAGUGGGAGGAGCCUCAGCACUUCAAUACCCGUCUGGACCAAUGUGUGGACAUCUCCGUUACCCCUAGAAACAUGUCAGUGACAUCGCCGGCAACGCAGUUGAUCAUCCGGGUGCAGAAUGUCCCGGCGCUGUCGGGGGGCGUGUCCUGUGUGUUUGAGGACCUGAGUGAAAGCCCCGGCGAGGUUCUGGCCAAGGGGCAGGUCAUGUGUAUGUCGCCGUCACUGAGAGACCUGCCGACGCAAACACACACUUACGGGGAGAAGCGUGUGGUCCAGCUCAGUCUUCGCUCCACAGAGACCGGACACCAGUUCAUCACCACCAACUUCAUCUACUACAACUGCUCUGUACUCAACUCGUGCACCUCCUGUGUCAGCAGCGUGUUUCCGUGUCACUGGUGUAAAUAUCGUCACGUCUGCACCAACAACCUGCAGGACUGUUCAUUCCAGGAGGGUCGGGUCAGCGGCAUGGAGGGCUGUCCUCAGAUCCUCCCCACUUCCGACAUCCUGGUCCCGGCCGGAAUGGUUCGUCCCAUCACGUUGCGAGCUCGUAACCUGCCGCAGCCGCAGUCGGGUCAGAAGAACUACGAGUGUGUGUUCAACAUCCAGGGGAAAGUCCAGCGCAUCCCGGCCGUCCGCUUCAACUCGUCCUGCAUCCAGUGCCAGAACACCUCGUAUUGGUAUGAAGGAGACGAGGCUGGUGACCUCCCCGUGGAUUUCUCCAUUGUUUGGGAUGGAGAUUUCUUCAUCGACAAGCCUCUGUCUAUGAAAGCGUUGCUCUACAAAUGCGAGGCUCAACGCUCCAGCUGUGGUCAGUGCCUUAAAGCUCCGCCCACCUUCGAAUGCGGUUGGUGCACUGAAUCCAGGAAGUGUCUCCUACGGCAACACUGCCCCUCCCCCGAACAGAACUGGAUGCACCACGGUCGACACAACCUGCGCUGCAGCCACCCACGAAUCACCAAGAUCGACCCCCUCACAGGCCCUCGAGAGGGAGGGACUCGUGUGACAAUUGAGGGGGAGAACCUGGGUCUGCAGGUGAAGGAGAUCGCCCACGUUCAGGUGGCCGGGGUCCGGUGUAACCCUGUCCCAUCUCAGUACAUCAGCGCCGAGAGGAUCGUGUGUGACAUGGCUGAAGCUCUCCUCCCUCAUUCGCCCGGCGGUCCUGUCGAACUCUGCAUCGGCGUCUGCAGCGCCGAGUACCGGACCCUCUCCACCCAGACCUACUCCUUCGUGAGCCCGAGUUUCAGUCGUGUCCGUCCAGAAAAGGGUCCCGUUUCCGGGGGAACCAGGCUGACAGUGACCGGUCGACACCUGGACGCUGGCAGCACCGUCACCGUCUACAUCGACAAAGAGGAAUGUCUGUUCGUGAAACGCACCAAUCGGGAGAUAAUCUGCAUAACCCCCGCCUCCUUGUCCGGCUCCGGCCCCGCCCCCAUCCGGCUGAUGAUUGACAGGGCGGAGGUGACGAGCGCGGACACCAAAUACAUCUACACCGAGGACCCGACCAUCACCAGCAUCGAACCCAACUGGACCAUCCUCAACGGCAGCACGGUGAUCACAGUGACUGGAACCAACCUGCUGACCAUCCAGGAACCCAAAGUCAGAGCCAAGUACGGCGGAGUGGAGACCAGUAAUUUCUGUACGGUCGUCAACGACAGCACCAUGACGUGUUUGGCUCCCGGUCUGGUCUACAGUAAACCGAACCCACCAGAGGGGGCGCUACGACCCGACGAGUUCGGCUUCAUCAUCGAUCAGGUGUCCUCUCUGCUCGUCCUGAACUCCACCCUUUUUACUCACUACCCCAACCCGACCUUUGACCCCCUGGGGAACUCUGGGAUCCUGGAGGUCAAACCGGGGUCACCCAUCAUCCUCAAGGGUAAAAACCUGAUCCCUCCCGCUCCCGGUAACAACCGUUUGAACUACACCGUCCUGAUCGGAGAAUCGCCGUGCCUUCUCACUGUGUCGGAGAACCAGCUGCUCUGUGAUUCGCCAGAUCUGACCGGAGAACAGCGAGUCCUGAUCCUGGUGGGUGGGUUGGAGUAUUCUCCGGGUACGUUGCAUAUCUACUCCGACAGCGCCCUGACGCUGCCCGCCAUCAUCGGCAUCGGGGCGGGCGGCGGCGUGCUGCUCAUCGCCAUCAUCGCCGUGUUGAUCGCAUACAAGAGAAAGACCCGCGACGCCGACCGGACGCUGAAACGCCUCCAGCUGCAGAUGGACAACCUGGAGAGCAGGGUGGCGCUGGAGUGUAAGGAGGCCUUCGCCGAGCUGCAGACCGACAUCCAAGAACUGACCAACGACAUGGACGGAGUGAAGAUCCCCUUCCUGGAGUAUCGAACCUACACCAUGAGAGUCAUGUUCCCGGGGAUAGAGGAGCACCCGGUCCUCAAAGAGUUGGACUCUCCGGCCAACGUGGAGAAAGCUCUGCGUCUCUUCAGUCAGCUGUUGAACAAUAAGAUGUUCCUGCUGACGUUCAUCCACACUCUGGAGGCUCAGAGGUCGUUCUCCAUGAGAGACCGAGGAAACGUGGCGUCGCUGCUGAUGGCGGCUCUGCAGGGUCGGAUGGAAUAUGCCACGGUGGUUCUCAAACAGCUGCUGGCCGACCUGAUCGAGAAGAACCUGGAGAACAGAAACCAUCCCAAACUACUGCUGAGGAGGACGGAGUCGGUGGCUGAGAAGAUGUUAACCAACUGGUUCACCUUCCUCCUGCACCGCUUCCUCAAGGAGUGCGCCGGCGAGCCUCUCUUCAUGCUUUACUGUGCCAUAAAGCAGCAGAUGGAGAAAGGGCCGAUCGACGCCAUCACCGGCGAGGCUCGCUACUCUCUGAGCGAAGACAAGCUUAUCAGACAGCAGAUCGACUACAAGCAGCUGACGUUGAUGUGCAUCCCACCCGAGGGCGAGGCGGGGACCGAGGUACCCGUGAAGGUGUUGAACUGCGACACGGUGACGCAGGUCAAAGACAAGCUGCUGGACGCCGUUUACAAAGGGAUCCCGUUCUCACAGAGACCUCAGGCCGACGACAUGGACCUCGAGUGGCGUCAGGGCCGACUGACCAGGAUCAUCCUACAAGACGAAGAUGUAACGACCAAAAUCGAGAGCGACUGGAAGCGACUGAACACACUAGCACACUACCAGGUGACAGACGGCUCGCUGGUGGCUCUGGUGCAGAAGCAGGUUUCUGCCUACAACAUCGCCAACUCCUUCACUUUCACCAGAUCGCUGAGCAGAUACGAGUCGUUACUGCGGACGUCGAGCAGCCCUGACAGCCUGAGAUCCAGAGCUCCGAUGAUCACCCCGGACCAGGAGACAGGAACUAAACUGUGGCAUCUGGUGAAAAAUCACGAGCACAGCGACCAGAGAGAAGGCGACAGAGGCAGCAAGAUGGUUUCAGAAAUUUACCUGACCAGAUUAUUGGCAACUAAGGGGACACUGCAGAAGUUUGUGGAUGACCUGUUUGAGACUGUGUUUAGCACCGCCCACCGCGGCUCCGCCCUCCCACUGGCCAUCAAAUACAUGUUCGACUUCUUGGACGAACAGGCCGACAAACGACAGAUCAGCGACCCAGACGUCCGACACACCUGGAAGAGCAACUGCCUUCCUCUCAGGUUCUGGGUGAACGUCAUAAAGAACCCUCAGUUUGUGUUCGACAUCCACAAAAGCAGCAUCACUGACGCCUGUCUGUCGGUCGUUGCUCAGACCUUCAUGGACUCCUGCUCGACGUCUGAACACCGGCUCGGAAAAGACUCUCCGUCCAACAAACUCCUCUACGCUAAAGACAUCCCCAACUACAAGAGCUGGGUGGAGAGGUACUACAGGGACAUUGCAAAGAUGCCCAGCAUCAGUGAUCAGGACAUGGACGCCUACUUGGUGGAACAGUCCCGUCUCCACGGCAACGAGUUCAACACACUGAGCGCGCUCAGUGAGCUCUACUUCUACAUAAACAAGUACAAGGAAGAGAUCCUGACGGCACUGGACCGGGACGGGUACUGUCGCAAACACAAACUGAGGCACAAACUGGAGCAAGCCAUCAACCUGAUGUCUGGGAGCAGCUGAGAGGAGGGGAUGGACUGAUGGACUGAUAGAUGGAUGGAUGGAGGGAUGGGGAGAAGAAUGGGGGAGGGGAAAGUGAAGACAUUUUGUUUUUCUGAACUGUUUGAACAGUCAGCUGAACUGCUCCGUGUUGGACCCAAAUGACAGCCACAGCUCCGGACCUUUAGCAAUCAAUCCAUCAGUAAUUUAUUUGUCGGUUGAUUGAUUGCAUUGAAGACUCAACAACUGGUUGGCUGGGACCCCAAAUACCUCCAUUUGGUGGGUUUUGGGGCAGAAAAUCAGUUUCCAAACCAACGUGGAUACAUUUAUGUGACUUCAAAAUGGAAAUAAGUCAUUUUGGGGCAAAGACAAACCUUGCAGAUUCAUCUGGCGGUUUGGAUUUGGAGAUAAAAUUACUGCAGGUGGCAGCAGAUAUCAAUGAAUAAGGGCGUGGCUGUGGAAAGACCGGAAACUAGGCUGAAACUGAGUCAGGUUUCAUUAAAUGACGGAUGUGAGGACCAAUCGACCUCACCUCAGGAUUCCCAGCCUGGUUUGGAAUUUUCUAGACACUAGGUCGAAGAGCAAAUUGUCAAGUCAAAUUUCUGUCGAAGGUCGGAUGUCACCCGGUCUGAAGGAUGUGAACGGAUGAUCUCGAAACCUCGUUCUUGUCUGGAUCAAUCGAGAACCAAGGUUUACCCAAGAACAUGAAGUGUUGGGUCAUUUAUCAUCAUCUAUCUGCAAGAGUCCUGAUUCAGUGCCAGAAGUUUAGGUCAAAGUCCUCGUUUGGAACACUUUGAUUCAACCUUGGACUUGCUCGUGCAGGAUUUGGAAGUUGCCACGAAGCUUUAAGAAAUGACAAGGAAGCCAAUAAACUGCUGUCCCAAAGCCGGACAACUUGACCUAAACUUAUAGACACUGCAGGAAACGACAGGAGUCCAUCACGAACAUGAACAGACAAUUUGACUUGACCAUGGUCUGUUCGGCCAAGCUUGGUCAGGAUCUAGAAGUUUCUAAGUUGUUUUAAAUAACCACUCGAUGUUUUUCUCUGGACAAUCACUCUGUACCACAGCACACUGAGCCCGAUGCCUACCGACCGACCAGUACCUGUGUCCAUUAAUUAACCCCCCCCUUCCUCCCUUCGUCCUCAUUUUCUUUACUUCUACCUUUGACUCAUCCCAAAUCCACCUCCUCCUUUGCCGUUUUCUUCAUAUUUACUCCUGCUCUAUCUUAUUCCGUCCUACCCCUCAUUUUUCCUCCUCCCCUUCAUCCCUGCUUCGUCAUUGGUCAGUCAUGCUGGCCUCUGGCCGUGUUAUUGGCCAGGAAGACUCUUAAGUAAUGUACUGCCCGACCAAUCAAGACUGUGGAAUUCGUGAGAAACCGUGAACAAUUAGUAGAAACGAAUAGAAACAAAUACUACGUUUUUUGAAUACAUUCCAGCACAGGCACACAGGCAAGGUCUGUAAAUAAGCAGCUAGACUCCUGAUUUUUACAGAAGUCAAGAACUUCUGAAAGCAGACUGACCGGCAUUUUUCAGGACCAGACCGACUCUGAAUCGGGUUCUGGAUUCGGCACCAGUCGCUAAGCUUCGACUCUGGUUGGUGCAGAUUGGCUUUAUCGUCGGACAUUGCACAUACACCCACAUACAGCCAUGCUUUACAGCGCCAUGCUAACCGUGCCCAGGGGGAAAAUACUGUGUAGAGCUACAAGCCCAGUGCCAUGUAAAGACCGGACCAGAUCACGUCAGAACUGGACCGGACUUGGACCAAAACCGGAACAAAACCACCUGGAAUGGAGUUUGAACCGGACCGGACUGAGGAACUCUUAAGACUUGUGGCCAUAAUUGUAAACAAACAAAAAAAGAAAGAUAAUAAUAAUAAUGAUGAUAAAGUAUAAAAGUUAAAAAAAAUAAUACAAAAAGAAAGGAAAAAAAGAAAUAUUGAAAUGUUAACAUGUAAUAAGAACUUUGUGGAUUUGACAGUAUGGAUUUUGAGGAGCUGAACUUGUAUAAAGCUGAACGUUUAUGCUACAUCAGAGUCUGGACAAGGAGGGAGCCAGGAGACAGAACGCCAACAGAUCAUCCAACCCCAUCCCACCACCAUCACACAAGACCAGACUGAACCAGAUCGUCUGGGAUUCAACCAGACCGGGUCCAAUUCCGUCCCAUAUCCAACCUGAACGAAACUGAAUCUCCAGUCUCAACAACGAAGCAGGAAACUGGACUUUUUGGUACUUUUUUUUGCCAAACUGGAUGUUGUGUUGAUUGAACUGAACCGGACUGAAGUGUGUGGAUCGGUGGGAUGGGUGAUUAGCCGGUUUCGGGUGGUGUUUUUCAGGGGAUGUUGAGUCGUUGCAUGUAUAGCUGUGGAUGGGGUCUGUUUUUACGAACUUUUUGUUUGUUUCUCACCCAUCCUGAGGAAUAUUCAAGACCAUUUUCACAAUGUUGGUUCAGUUAGAGUCCUAUUUAACAUCUAAAUCUUCAAUAUUUUGCCAUAACUGAUCCUGUUGAUACUGGUAAACAACAUCCACAAGUAUGUACCACAAUAUUAACCACCUAAAGAAUGUGAAUCCAAUGUGAAAAUGCUCUUAUUCUCUGGGUGAAUUGGUGAUUAAUUGUCAAACACAAGACUGUUUAACACAGCAGCAUUGCACUUUUCACCCCCAACACCCUUCUAAUUUCUGGGGCAGAACAUUUUCAUUGAUGAUAUGGAUCACUCGGCGGUCUGCAGAGUUCAGUGAGGUUUUCAGUCCUGUAAUGAAAUAUUUCAACACAAAUCAUUACUAAAGGUCAAGAGGCUUUCAAGCAACUGAGGAUUGCUUUAUCUCACGUCAUCUUUCUGCAUCAAAAUUAGACUUUUAUCAAAAUGCAGUCACUACAGCCCGCAAGAAACUCUGUGUAAUUGGGAAAAUUUGGAUCGUGAAAUUGGACUAUUACACUAUUUCUCGCCCAACUGCAGAUGUUCACAUUCCUACGAGUACUGUAAAGGUCUUCUGGUUUAUGUCAGCUUAAAACAACAUUAGGAGAAAGCAGUCUGGCUACUUAAGUCCAUUUAUGUGGCUCUUAAGGAGCUUUUGAUUAUACAUUACAGCAUUACCAAGAAGUCCUUAAAGGGCUUAAAAUAAAUGGAACAUCUUCAGUCCCAUGAUGACUUGGAAAACCCCGUCUGCUAAUGGAAACCGUACGUACCCCUUCUCCUGAUCUCAACUUACUUUUACUUUCGACUGCUGUAUAAACAGUUUUCGUCCAGGAAAAGUAGUUCCAGGGUGAUGCCGUGUUAUAACCACAUGCAUCAGGCGCUGGUGGAAGGAAAGUUACCAGCAAGAUCAAGUGUUGUAGUGGAGUUUGAGCAGCGCCCGGUCAGUCUGAUCCAAAGAAGAAAAAAAACAGAGCGUCAUUAUUGAUGUGAAAUCGAAGCAGCAGACAAACCGCCUCGCCGCAUUGAACCAUAACAUAAAUUUCAAAAGGUCUUGCACAGAUGAGGCAGAUCUGGGUGUUGUGUUGAUGGGUAAUGAGGCGUGCUCGGCCAUACAUCUCUGAGAAAAUAUUCAAGCAACUUCUAUCUCCUGUUGACCAGAUACGAAGCUUAAACGACUUUCUACCACAUUCUGUGACCCGACAACUGGUGCUGCUUCUUUCUGUGAACAUAUUAAAACAUAUUCUGUGAUGCAGUGACGUGACUCAACCAAAACUAAACCAGUAGCAGGUUUGUGCUGGUAUAAAAGGGGUUAACAGGGCGGCUGAAAACACCAGAAUGAACCCGAGUGGUCGUUUAAAACUGUGAAGUCGUCUGAAAAUGUUCUGCCUCAGCUCGGUCGUCUCUCUGCUGGCUCUCUGCGACGCCAUAGAACUACAAAGCACCUUUUUAUUUUCGUUUUUUGCUGUUGUUUCACUGUCAUUUGAAUACAGGGCCGAAAGGACCCGAGUUCCGAACAGGAAGACCAGAAGGAGGAUGAAGAGUCCUGAUUAAAAGACUGCCUUUUAGAUGAUUGAUUAUAGAACAGGGAGGGAAGCCACUACCAUACCAAUACCACUGUUCACUUAACCUGUGUGUGUGUGUUUUCCUGCUGCAGUGGAAACUCAACUGUUUCAUCGCAGAUCGUAUCUGCAGCUCAAUUAAAAAUCUUUUUCUUUGCAGUUACGCCGCUCAAAUCGCCCGAUCGUAUCUUCAGUGCUUUUGAAAUCUCAGAUCGAAUCAUUGUUUUUUUUUUUUUUAAGUCAAAGUCAUCUAAAAAAGAUCAUAAUUAGCGCGCCAUCUUUAAUUACCCCCCCCCCCCUUUUCCAUUUUAUUUUCCUUUUUGUCGGAUUGAUGAAGCAGGAGUUUAGAGUUCGAACAGAUAUGGAUGGAGGAUAAAGAGGAGGUGAUUGUAUCUGCAUGCAAAGAGGAGGAGGAUAGAGGUGAAAAAGAAGAGGAAUGGAACGAGGGAGGUGAUGUUCUUCAAAUGCAUAGAGGAGAAGGAGGAGGAGGGAGAAAUAACAAGAGUAUCAGGAUGAAAAAGAGGAGGUCAGAUUUUCUUUUUGCAUGCUGAGGCGUGAGGAGGAUGGAGGAGACACCGUUGGCAUACUGAGAGCAGCAACGAAAGAGGAGCGAGGGAGAAUACUGAUCAGGGAGAAAAGACGAAAGCAGCGUCAUUCAUCAAACCGACCAAGGAAAGGUUUUUUUUUUUUUUUUUCUGAAGGGAGGGGAGGAGGAAACAGCAGAGCAUGCCCUGAUCCUGGACUACCUAUCACAGUCCUGGGACAUGUUUCACCGCUAGAAAAAACAAGCAAUAGGCCGUUUGUGCAACACCCUGCUACGACCCGGACUAGUUUUCCUCCGCAAUUCACGAAAAAAUGUCCCAAAACGUCACGUUCUGACAGCCGGGUCACCAAAACAUUGAAUUAAUUCAGCACUGAUGGACGUUUCGGAUGGCUUUUCACUGUGGUAGCGGCGUUUGUGUGUGCGUUUCAGGGUUGUAUCAACGUAUUUUACAAUCACAGGCGUCCUCUGAACACACACCGCUGGGAGGUUAGACAGACUGAAGGGGCCAUUUGGGAGGGUCGGGUCUAAUUCCUGGAACAGCAAAUGAAGCUAAUGGGAAUUGGAUUGAUACCUCAGCGGAGUCCAUCCAUCUGCCCGUCCACACACACACAGGUGGCUCAGAGUUUUUAAUGUUCUCCAGCAGUGAAAUAUUUAUUGAUUCUUUUAGAUUUGUUUCCUUUUAAUUUAUUUCUUACAAUGAGUUAUAUUUAUUGUGGGAGGAUUUUAUUAUUUUGUACAGCAUUGAUGAGAGAGCAGAAAUCAACAUCAAGAGUUUUUUUCUGCACGUAUAUUUCAUCACAUUUUUCAUUUUAUACAUGAGCAGGCGGGGAUACAACCACCGACAAAAGACUGAAAAAUUAGCCCGUGUUCAAGUUGACAUCACCCUACUCGUAAGUUCCUCCGGUAUUCCUGUUUUACCAAAGAUUUAAUCAAUAUUCCAUACAUUAUAUUCAUUAUUUUCAAUCAGUUUAUUGCCAAAUUAGCUUCAGUAAUAUGGUUGUGAAGUUUAUUUUUAAGGCGAUGGCAGCAGAUAUGGAGGCAAAAGAAGGUCACGUUUUGUGUUUAACGCCUCAUUUCGUGUUUUGAUGAUCAGACGUUCCAUGUGUAGAUCAAUCAGAAGCCGAGCCAUAAUCAAAAGAACAUUUGUUAGAAAUGGCAGAGCGGUGAGUUGAGGUUCUGGUCGGUUGUUCCCCCGUCCUGCCCGUGAUCGAAUCCAUCAGUCUGUCUAAGAGUUUGGCGGGCAGAUUGAUUGAUUGGUUUUAAUCAUCCGUCAGAUUUACUUUACUCACACAGUGAACAGUUGAAGGAGUUUUCGGAGUCGAUUAAUUUCAGGAGGCGCAGAGAUGGGAGUGUGGAAAACAGGCUGUCCCAUAGAAAACCAAUGAAAAAGACCUGAUCGCCCAUUGGAUUCCAAUGAAAAUAUGCCUCUCCGUGUUUCAAACCAAUACUUAUAAUCACUGAGAGCUUCGAAAGCAUCAAGCACCAUUUUAUUCUGAUGAGACACAGGUUCUCACCCAAUAAAGUGGAAUUAUUCGUGUCUUGCAGCUGAAAAAAAUCUCACAUCGACUCUUAUUUGCCACCAAAGGCAUCUAUUAAAGACACUGAGAAUGAAACAACUACGACUUUACAAUCAGUGGGAGAUUCAAAGCUCCUAUUGAUCUGCUGGAUAGCAAUAAAAUUCCCAAUCAGUGGUAAAAGUGAGAUAACCAUUGGCGUGACCUCUAAUCGGAAUUGGACACAGUAUCGUAAAAUGAAAACAACUGGAUCCCGGAACCUGAUCAUUUAUAAUCUUAUGCUUUAAAGUUAGACUUUUGUGAGUUAAAUGUUAAAUUUGUAAUCGGUGGGAGCUUCAGAUGCACUGAUAGUCCUCUCCCAUUGGGAAUGAAUGGAAGAUGAGUGGCCCCUCCCCUUUGAUUAAGCCCCUCCCACCCCUGCAGACUCGUGACUGUUUGACUGAUGGACGAGUCAAGCCGACAGGCAAUUCCAACGGGCUUCAUUGUACCAUAGCAACAGCAAAUCACUGGACUUCUCUGAGCUUGAACGGGGAGUCAGAUGUCUUUAUUGUACCAUAAUAUGAUUAUUAUUACUAUGAUUAUGAUUAUGAUUAUUAUUAUUAUUCUGAGCUGGUGCUUCUCAGCUGCUGCAGGGUCACGAGCCGUCACAUUAAAUUAACUUUAUCUGUUUGCACUUUUCCCAAACCAGUCCUGGACUGUAAAGACGUCGCCAAAACCCACCAAAUCUUGCCAAGUCAUUUCCUGUUUAGUCCUCAUCUGGGUCCGCGAGCCGCCAGUUGAGAAGCACCGCUCGCACUUGUGUCUUAGUUCAGGAUGGGAUUGUUCAUUCAGGCGGCGCUUCGGGAGUUUCAGGACCGUCGGGUUUCACGUCGAGAACUUAAAGUUUGAUGUUUACACUGUGACUGAACGAUAAAAUCAAAACGAAAACAUCCUAUCAGGAGGUUUGUCUACUGAGACUAAAAUUUACACCAAAUAUAAAGAAAUUUUAAGGACCAGAGAGUAGGAUUUAGUGGCAUCUAAUGGCGAUUUCCCUCCGUUUACACGUUCAUAAAACCUGACAAUGAGAUGAAACAAUUUAAGGAUGUUAUGGGAACAUUUUGAGCAUUAUCAACAGUCGAAUAUUUAGCGUAGCUGGAACAAGUAAUUCCCAAAUUAUAUCCAGCUACACAAACCUGAUAAAUCAUUUUGAUGGAAGUAAAAGAGUUAUUGUUAUUGUCUUAUUGCAAUUGUUUUGUCAGGAAAACUGAUGCUCUGCUUGUUAGCGUUAGUUUUCGGUAGAUCUCAUGGUGAAAUUUGGCCUGAACUGAGUUUAAAAUGGUUCAGUAUUGGUGUAAAAGCCCAAAAUACUCUUUCCAGAGCAAAUGUUUGCAGAAAAAUUAUGGAUCUCCUCCCUCUGUAGACAUGAAGUACUCAUUCUACACAAACUAAACCACACAGAGUCUUAUUUUCAGGUAAUUAUACACUAUUGAGAACAUAAUUAGGACUGUUACACUCAUAACUCUUACACACUGGUCCUUUAAAUCAGUCGAACUUGAUGUCAAAACCAACAUUUCUGACUCGACGGCUGGUGAAAUACAGAAAACCUUUAUGCUCCCAUUAAACACCCAUUAAAGCUGCUAAUCGUGUCCGUCGUGAAUCCCGGCGAUCCACCGUGGCUCUGCAGCGCCGCCAUCAUUCAUCUGCCUGGAAAAACUGUGUUUUUUCACUGAAAAGCAGAAACACAUUGCCUUGAUGCAACGCUUUCCAGGAUGUAGUCAGGGCCCAUUUUUUGAUACCAUUUGCCAUUGCCUUGUUUUUAUUUUUUAUUUUUGCUGAGUUAAAAUGUAAUGAUGAUGAUGAUGAUGAUGAAUCUUCAUGUAAUAGCCUGUGUCAGUUUUUAUACCAUUGCCAUUGCCUUCUGCUGAGUUUGUAUAUUUGUGUGAUUUCACUAAAGUGUAAUGGAAAAGUCGGA
Messenger RNA from Sphaeramia orbicularis (orbiculate cardinalfish), 12510 nucleotides. Its product is annotated as plexin A3. The record is from RefSeq and is a predicted model, not a curated record. The coding region runs from base 329 to 4552 and encodes 1407 amino acids. Gene Ontology annotation, molecular function: protein binding; semaphorin receptor activity. Lineage: Eukaryota; Metazoa; Chordata; Actinopteri; Kurtiformes; Apogonidae. The transcript is spliced from 32 exons. Gene Ontology annotation, biological process: semaphorin-plexin signaling pathway; regulation of cell migration. Gene Ontology annotation, cellular component: plasma membrane; semaphorin receptor complex.